This is a messenger RNA of Nicrophorus vespilloides, 380 nucleotides long. RefSeq names its product facilitated trehalose transporter Tret1-like. Gene Ontology annotation, cellular component: membrane. The record is from RefSeq and is a predicted model, not a curated record. The transcript is spliced from 3 exons. Gene Ontology annotation, biological process: transmembrane transport. NCBI's taxonomy places the organism in Eukaryota, Metazoa, Arthropoda, Insecta, Coleoptera, Silphidae. Gene Ontology annotation, molecular function: transmembrane transporter activity. The annotation marks the transcript as partial.
AACAAUGAUUUCCUUCCUGAAACGAUUGGAGAAGAUUUGGAACUACGGACCCGGAAGAACGGCGUUGGCUGCCGUUUGCGCGCAUUCAGUUUCGAUCUCGAUCGGGAUUUCGCAGGGAUACAGCGCGAUCCUGAUACCGCAGCUGAUGAGAUCGCAGGAUUUCGAAGUGGACACCGAGCAGAGUUCUUGGCUAGCCAGCCUCGGGGCGAUCACCAAUCCUCUGGGUUCGAUCCUCUCCGGUCUUCUGGCCGAAUGGUUAGGAAGGAAGAGAUCCAUUCAGCUGAGCAGUCUUCCGUUCUUGCUGGGCUGGUUGUGCAUAGCCUUCGCACCUACAAUCUUCUGGUUAUAUGCGGGACGUCUGAUCACAGGAAUCGCUGCAG